Closterium sp. NIES-67 is the source of this 3759-nucleotide messenger RNA. The record is from the annotation of a GenBank genome assembly. NCBI's taxonomy places the organism in Eukaryota, Viridiplantae, Streptophyta, Zygnematophyceae, Desmidiales, Closteriaceae.
GCCGUGAUUGUCCCAAAAUACCAGGAUCAGAAAUACGGAGUAGGUAUACAGUGUACGGCAUAGGUACGUCUGCUACGGAGUAGCCUUGCUAUACGAACAACUAUACCUACAAUAUAGGAGAGAUCCACAUUUUUUGCUACUCGUAGGCCUGGAGAGCUUCCCGUCUGCACGCGUAGCCAACAGAAAUCUAUCGCAAGCUUUUUUUUUCGACCUCCGUGGAGGAAUGCUCUUUCGAGGUUAGCAGCCGUGCUUUGCAAGGUGCGAAGCAACCUCUGCCUAAGAAACGCUUCUCGUUCAAAUGGACCGUCUGUAAAACCCAUCGACGUGACGCAUACGCCAUCUCAAUCAUAGCCAGCCCACCCUACUACUCCGCUUUAGUACCGAUCCGUAUCUCUCCAUACGCAACGUCGUAUACUCAUGGGGAACAGCGAGAGUAGGCCGGUAGACAAGAGACCUGGUGAAAGGGCAAGCGUCGCGUCGGGAAGGAGCAGCAGCGGCUCCGCGGCGCAGCUUAUCGCCAGGGAGCGAUCCGCAACCGUCGGCAGCAUGAUGAGCUCCCGUCGCAACCCCAUGGUCGCUGGUGCUGCUGCCGGAAACGUCGAGCUCGUCGCGCGGCUACUCGCAAGCGGGCUCGACAGAAAUGGCUGCUCGUCCACGGGCAAGACACCGCUAAUGGCGGCAGCGAGAGGAGGACACGUGGCAGUCGUCACCCUUCUGCUUAUCAACGACGCCGCGGUGCUGCGGUUCGACAAGACCAGCGCGCGGUCGUGCCUGCACAUGGCGGCGCGAGCGGGGAGCGCGGAGUGCGUCGAGGCCGUCUUAGUGGCGGCGAAGGCGUCGCACGGACUGAACGACUCGUGGGGCUAUCAGCGCUUCGUCAACGUGCGCGACGCCACGGGCUGCACGGCGCUGCAUCUGGCGGCGGCGGCGGGAGCGGAGGGCGCGGUGCGGGUGCUGCUGAGGGAAGGCGCGGCGGUCAGCAUCACCACGGCGACGACUGGCCACGCUCCCGGCAAUCACGCGCUGCAUAUGGCGGCGCGGAGCGGGAGCGUGGCGGUGGUGCUGGCGCUGCUGGCGUGGGGCGCGGACAGAACCGCGCUCAACCAUGACAAGCUCACGCCCCACGCCCUGGCCCUGCGCGCGGAACGGGAGCGCGGGGGGAAAGCGCGCGCGGAGAAGGGGAAGAAAGCAGCGCUCGCGGAGAAGGGCGUGCGGGCGGGGAAGAGCGGCGCUCCCCCCCGCUGCGAUUUCAAGCGCGUGACGGCGCUGCUGAACCCCAAGUCCCCCGCGCCCGUGGUAUGGCCCUCCCCCUGGGCGCAGCUGCUCGCGCGCAUUCCCCCGCAAGUGGUGUGGCUGCUCCGCGCGGCGCAGGCGGGGGGAGAGGAGGCGGAGGGGGAAGCGGAAGGGGACGGGGGACGAGGCGGAGAACUGGGGCAGGGGGAGGAGGAGGGAGGUACGGAGGGGGUUAGAGCAAGGGAGGGUCAGCGGAGAGCGGAUGGGGUGAAGGACGAGUUAGGUGGCAUGGGUGGUAGUGGGGGCAACAGUGCCAACGGGGGCAUCGGGGGUGUCGGGAGUAACGGUGGCAGUGGCGGGGGAAAUGGUGGUGGGAGUGGGGGUGGGACUGGUGUGGGUAUUGGCAACGGAGAGGGUCGGGAAGAGGGCGGAAGCGGAACCAGAGGCAGGGGCGCGGGCGAGGAGGGCGAGGAGGGCGAGGAGGGCGAGGAGGGCGAGGAGGGCUAUGAGGGGGAUGAGGGGAAUGAGGGGAGGGGGGCGGAUGGGGGGUCGCAGCAGGCUGUUGGUUGUGAUGCGGCGGGGGAGGAGGAAGGUGGGGGGAUUGGAGAUGCGGGGAACAGGGAGGAGGGGGAUGCAGGUGGGGGGGAUGUGGGCGGUGGAGUGUCGGUGGGCAGGUGUGAGAGGCAUGAGGCGGAGUGUUGCAGUAGGGAUGGGGUUGAGGAAAAGAGAGGGGAGUGUGAGGGAGGGGGGUUUGGAGACGUUGAGAAAGUCAGCGGAGAAGGGAGUUCGGAGAAAGUGGAAGGGAGCGGGCAGUCGGGUAUGGAGAGGAGAAGGAAGGAGCUCCUGGUGGGAGGAGGGACGUUGGUGGAGGUACAGGGAGAGGUGGAAGAGGUGGCAGGAGACGAAGUGGAGGGCGAGGGAGCGGAGGGGAGGCGAGGUGAUGGGCAUGGGCAUGGGUUGAAGGAGACACGUGUUGCUGGUAUUACAGAGGCGGAAGGAGAUGCGGGUGGUGAUGGCAGUCGUGGUGGCAGGGAUGGCAGCAAUGGCAAUGGUGGUGGCGGUGCUAUGCUUUCCCUUGUCCCAAGUGUCCGUCUGCUUGAACGAGGAGCAGGGCAGCAGAGGCGGAAGGAGGUGGAGAGCGGUCGAGGGGUGUGGGGAGAAGAGGAGGGAGAGGGUGCAGGAGCAGCAGUAAGAGAAGAGCAGCAGCAGGUGGAUCCGGCACAGGAGCAGGGCAGCAGGGCAGGAAUCACGGUGGAGGGAGUGAUACCCGAUGGAGAGCACUUUGAGGGGAGUGGGAGCAGGAGGGGGAGUGGGGGCGAGACGGACGGCAGUGUGUGUCUCAUCUGCUGCGAGCCCUGCCCUCUGGCUCCGGGCCACUUGAGCAGCGGUAGCAGCAGUGGCAACGGCAUCGGCAGCGGUGUCUCGUCUCCUUUAAGCAUGUCUGGUCCCUUCAGCCCCUCGUCUACAUUCAGCGUGGCUUCGCCUUUCAGUGGCCAGGGAAGCAGCAGCAGCCGCGCGACCAGCCCCUUCUCUAGCGGGCCCCUUAUCACGACUGCUACGAGUAGCUGCAAGCUAGCCACCCACGCUCACUCCCCUCCUCUCUCGCCUUCCGGUGCCCUGCCCCCUCCUCCUCAGUACCUGCUCUCUCUGCUGCCCUGCCAGCACCGCCUGUGCCCCACGUGCGUGCUGUCCCUGCUGGCCCACACCAAGCCCAACUCGCACGUGGCUCUGCCGCCCGGUCCGCUCUGCCCGUUCUGCCGGUGCGGGAUCGAAGGCAUGGAUGUGGCGCGGUGAGGGUGGGGAUUCGAGGCCGCAGCCCUCCUGAAGCUCACUUCUUCCGUUCUGACUCUAAGCGUGAGGAGACGUGGCGGUGCGGGAUAGAGGGAGGGCAUGUAUGUGGGGCUGAAAGAGAUUGAAGUGGGGCUGCUGUUGGUUCAGAGGGGUUUGUGCUGUUGAGGGCGCCUCAAGAGCAGACGCGUUACACGCAGUCUGUGCUGUCGCGCUCCCAAGCUGUGGUGCUGUUUCGUGUACGUGAGUGAGCAAGUGUGCAGGCAGAUAGACGGUGCUGAGGAUGGCGGGGGGAUGGUGCUGAGGAUGGUGCUGGGGAUGCUGGUGGGGAUGCUGGUGGGGAUGGUAGUGGGGAUGGUAGUGGGGAUGGUAGUGGGGAUGGUAGUGGGGAUGGUAGUGGGGAUGGUAGUGGGGAUGGUAGUGGGGAUGGUAGUGGGGAUGGUUGUUGUGCUGCUGCAAGUGAGCGAGGAAAAUUGGGGAACUAGGGUGUUGGCGGGGGAUGGGCAUGGCAUGGCAUGGGUGGUAAGGGGCCCUGAUGUGGAAUGGUGUAGAAGGAGGGGUGGGGGGGAGGGAGUGUGAUGGACAGUGUGCAUAAACUUUCAGGGAGUGUGCUGCAUGGUUGCUCGUUCCGGUUAGGGGGAAUAAAGUUGUUAAGGGUGCCAACCAUGUUAUAGGUUCAGCUCCCAUGUACUGUAUGUGGUAUAUACAUAUAGUAUGUGAUUAUGUUGAAGUGAAUGC